Messenger RNA from Pelobates cultripes (western spadefoot toad), 19230 nucleotides. Lineage: Eukaryota; Metazoa; Chordata; Amphibia; Anura; Pelobatidae. The record is from the annotation of a GenBank genome assembly.
CUGCUGCAUAUCUUAGCAGGCUGCUACUACAGGAAGAGAAAACAGCAUCCUUAACUCUUUCUCCAUCUACAACCCUCUUUACUGCAGAGAGCAAACAUGCGGUCUUAUACCUCGUCUGCAAUGGUACUCACCUGCACCUUCCUUUACGCAUGAAAAGCCUUGCAUCCACAUCCAACCACCAUGCACUCAUUCAACCAAUUUGCUAGGGGGCAGUAUCAUGGGUAAUUAGUUGAUACUCUGACUACCACUUACUGAGUGUUGGGUUUUCUAUUUCCAUUCUAUAACACAGCUCAAACCUACCAUUCGUCUGCUUCGUUCAUUUUGAAGUACUGGAGAUAUAUUUGAGGCCGGCAUGUACCAAAAGGCUUACAAGGAAACCUUUUUCUUUUUAUGCUGUGGUGAAUGUUUAAAGUCUGCCAUGGAUUGACGAGAACCAUUGGACUUUAUACCAGUUGGUUUAGAAGGAAUGUUAGCCUUUAUACCAUUGAUUUGUAUCAUUGGGCUAACUCUACAUGUUCUAAGCCUUAUGGGGAAAGUAAGCACUCUGAUUUUCCCAUAAUUGGAGAGUCAGUUUGAGUUCUUCUGUAGGCCCCUUGCUUUCUUUGGAAUACAUCGGAUUGACAGAUAAUCUUUUAGAGGGAAGGGUGAAGGCAAGACCGUUUUUCUGCAUCUUCCUUACUGGCUACUCAUCUUUAAUAUUCAUCCAUUAGUCACCCAAAGUCUGCAAUUUCAUUUAUCUUACAGUGGAUCAUCCAUAAGCCUUAACUUCAUUCAUGAAAUACCACCCAACAUUCAAUCAUCUGGAGUCCAUAAUUUCAUUCAUCCAACCACUCCACAUUGUCGCCUAGAUUUCAGAAGAGGCCAAAUUCAUUCAUCUGGGUCCAUCUUUGUCAUCUGAACGUCAUAACAUGGUUGGCAAGCCAUUACUUUAUGGGUUCAUUAAUAUUCUACAGAAAACUGCUCUGACCAUAAAUCUUUAAUCCACAACUCAUUGCGAUUUACCCUUAACCUAAAAAACAGAAUUGACUUUUAAUGAAAAUGUAUCAAUGUCCAUUGAUCAAGGUCAGUAACAUUCGCUAAUUGCAGUUUCUCGUUGGAUAAAUCCCAGCUUGUUCGUCCUGAGGAAUGAAGGGUAGUGUGUGUGUGAGUGCAGUAUUCCUGGUGGGAUUUUAUGAGUGUAACACGGCUGGCUCCUAAGUGGAACUGGAGAUGCUGUAAGAAACGCUUUGCUGCAGGACGAGUCCUCUUAGUGUCUCCAUUAUUGAAUACAGAUAAUUAUGGGAAGAUGGGUUCUUUUACUUCUAUAUAAUGGAUAUGAAGAAAUUUGUCUGCUACAUACCCGAGGUAAUUCUUCUACCACAACAUUUUGGAAUCUUUUUUUAUUUUUUAAUGGGAGGCCAUUGGGCAUGAGCUUGAAAUAGUGUCUUCAGGGGCGAGUCAUCGUUCAGCCUCCCCGUGUAAAUCUUUAAUCACGUCAAUGAGAGCUCGGUGCGUGGUUUGGAUAAUGAUUUCAUGACGUUUACAUGCACAUUUUUGGGUUAAUAUUGCUAUCGUUCUAUGUUCCAUUCCUACGGGGACGUCAUGAUCUUGACGUAAGCAGGACUGUUUCAUAAUCCUGAAAUUGAUGUCUGUCUGUUAUUACCAAGUUACUGAUGCUGCAAGGUCUCUACGUAAUACCCCCUGCUCUUCGGGGCUGGGUGUCUUUUCCUGAUGAAUACUAUCUCUGACACCCUGCUUUUGGACCAUCUACUCUCCUCUUUAGGCGUCAUGCCUUCACCUACAGAUUCCAGUUUUUCUCUGACUGGCCGCACCUCACGGAGCAUGUCCCAAGUCCGGCUACACAGAAGCUGGUCACAUGUCCUGCUGGUUUUGGGCUUUGUACAGGUAACACUUGGAGUCCUGAUCAGUACCUUUAGUUUGGUGGCUGCAUCCAUCACACCAUCUAUGAAACUCAAGCACUCAUGCCCAUCCUGGGCUGGUUUUUCGGUAAGUCACUUUAUUGUUGGGCAAUAUUUGCAGGGGGCAGAGGGAUAUAGUGUUUGGCAAAAAGAAUGGGUUCUGCACCAUCAAACUAUUAAUGGUCAUUGCAUAUCACUAUUCUAGUAAGCAUCCUAAAUAUGGCAUGAAUGGUGACACAAGUUCUCUCUGCUAGGUCCUGAUAGAUUACGUGUAUUUUAACCAUUCUAGUGAAAUGAUUUUGUGUUCCUUUACAUGCAAAAUUAUUUAUUAUUAAUUUAUAAAGCACCAACAACUUCUGCAGCGCUGUACAAUGGGAUAAUCAAGCGCAUAUACGAUAGUAUGUAAACUGAAGUUCUGAGCUAUAUUUAAAAGCAGGUGCAAUGGUAGCUAUUAAUGCUUUGCUUCUUUUCUGUAUAUCUUUCUGAUUUAAUCUAGAAAUAGUCAUGUACAUGAAGGAUUUUUGGUUAAAAAGCUGUAAAUGCAGGCUGUUUGGAUUCCUUAGAGGGAUCUAGUUCAUCACAGUAUGCUGCAGCAGACUCUCUGGGCACAGGGCAGGAUCCCACAGUGUUUCUGGGUACAAGGCCAAAUUCGCAGGAUAUGUCUGGUUGGAUUCUCGGGGUGAAAACAGAUUCUCAGGAUUUCUCGAUGCAGAGUGGGGUUGUCUGCAUAAUACCUACGUACAAGGCAGAUUUUGCAGACCUCAAUCAGCAGAAUCGUGGGUUGCAAGGCUAAAUUUGUGUGGUCACUGGGCAUAGGGCAGACCAAGGAAAUUCUUUGGGUGGCAGUGGUGGGCAUCAGGGUGAAAUAACUGAUUAUCAGGAUCCUUUAGGUGCAGGACUAUAUUCUCAGAAAGAAAAGGGUCUUUGGGAACAGGGUCAGAUCUGCAAAAGGUUCGAACUGCAUGAGCUUUGAUUGCUAAAGCUGAAUCUGCAGGUUCUUUUGGUCAAAGGCUAGGUCUGUAUGGUAUCUGGAUCUAGAGCUGGAGCAGGGCAUGAUAUGUAGGAUAGCAGGGCAUGAUAUGUAGGGUAUUUGGAAACUAAUCUGGGCUUAUGCAGAACUGGAUGUGCACUCUUAAGACAGUUUGAAAUGCCUGUGUAUAGGGGUAUGAGCUGAGUUUGAAAGGGAGGUUUUUGGGCUGAUCACCUGGGUCCAAUCAGAGUUAGAAUGCCAGGACAAAUGCACCAGAUCUCAAGGUGCACUACUGGAAUGAGGGAAUGUUUUGGAGUAGGGUCAGACCACAGGUUCUCUGGGUUUAUGGUUAGGUUCUCAGAAUCAUUUAGUGUAUCUUCAGAUCUUAGUGGUCUUUGGGUUCAGGGCCAAAUAAGCAGGCCCAGAUGAACAUGACUCUGUGUCCAAAAGUGUGCAAAAAUAUGCAUUUACUAAAAUAUUUGCAAAGCUCUAAAAACGUACUUUUCAUUAGCUGCAGAACUGGCUUCUGCAGCUCAUGAAGACCCACCCUCCUUUUUAUCCAACACUUACUUCCUUGUAAGUGCUGGGCAUUGUCCAAUAAAAUGCUUCUCACUUACUAGCAUGGAGGGCAAAUCUCCAGUCCAUAACUUCUCAUAGAGAUGGGUGAUUUUAUUGAGAUUCACACUAUAGGGCUCUGUAAGUGCAAGAGCCAUUUUUAAUGGCAGAUAUUAAUGGCAGUAGUAGGGCAGAUUGUCAGUGCGGAAUAGAUACUCAAAGUCUCUGGGUUCUGAGUCUGGUCUCCUGCUCUCCUGGAACCCCAGUGCCAAAACCAUAUUGUGCUUGGCAGCUAGGACAAAUCUUCAUGGAUUUUUAACCCCUUAAGGACACAUGACGGAAAUAUUCCAUCAUGAUUCCCUUUUAUUUCUGAAGUGUCCUUAGAGGGUUAAAUAUGGCCCUGGUGCUGAAGGUCUGUGGUUGCAGGGCCAGACCACAGAGUCCCCAGGUUUGUGGUUAGACCUUCAGGAUGUAUGUGGACAGAUCUGGAUCCACAUGGGAGCCUGUAGACAAAUGUGGAUCCAUAGGGUCUCUGUGGGCAAGGGAAGAGACCUGUAAGGUUUCCAACUUGAGGACUGGAUUGGCUCCACAGGUUCACUAAGGGUGAGGCCAGAUCUGUUGGCAUACUUGCAGUUGGCCUGGGUUACCAAAAUGCAAGAACAGAUUCUCCAGAUCCAUGACCAGAUCUUCAAGACCUAUAACUAUGGACUUUGUGUGCCUGGUAAAAGGCUGAAGGGCCACAUCUACAUGGUUCAGUGAAUGCAGAUUCAGAUCUGUAGGGUCUUUGGGAGUAGGGACAGAUUGACAAGGUAUCUGCAGGAUUCCCUAGGCCUCCGUUUUCAAGGCUGGAUACACCGCUUCUAACAGGGUUAUUCACUAAUGUGAAAUCAAAGUGCCUUUCAAAUUUAAGUCCAAGGGAAAUUAACUGGAAGCAUAUCUGUCUUGGAGAUGUUUUUCCAUUUGGCCAAUUUUGGCUUUAAACUUGAAAUUCAACUUGUAUUCAGGGCUCUUCUCUAGACUUGUUUCACUUGGGGAGAAGGGCCAAUAUUAUGUUAAUUCUGUAGAUGAAAUAUGACGUAGCGAUUGUUUUUGAACUAUUUUCUUACUUUUGUUUUAUCCUCCGUUUUCACUCAUUAUCCGUCCCUUAAUCCAUUGUUCCUCUAUUUCCCCAAAAUAUUCCUUGCUCCCAUAUCCCUGCCCUGCCUCCCUUCCGGGUUCUAUCUCUUUCACUCCCCAUGCGUUAUCUACCCCUCUUUCUUUCUUGCUGUUCAGUUGGCGGUGUCAGGGCUGAUCGGAUGCAUCUCAUGGAAGAGGCCAUUCACAAUGGUGGUAAGUCUAAUAUUUUCCAUAUAACAGAAAUAAUAUAAAGUGCACAGCAUGCUGUAAAGUAUAUAGAUCCCAUGUGUUAAGAAAAACUGGCAUGCUGUAAUCGACAUAUGUGACUUUAGUUAGUUCAUGUUAUGGGGGUCCAGCAGCAUUUCCAUUGGAUGAGGCGGUAUCUCCCUCUCCUGUAUUACCAGGGGAAUACUUUUAUAUCUGAUUUCAGGGAAAAACUGCGUCCAAAAGUGUGCAAAAAUAUGCUUUUUCUAAAAUAUUUGCAAAGCUCUAAAAACGUACUUUUCAUUAGCUGCAGAACUGGCUUCUGCAGCUCAUGAAGACCCACCCUCCUUUUUAUCCAACACUUACUUCCUUCCAAGUGCUGGGCAUUGUCCAAUAAAAUGCUUCUCACUUACUAGCAUGGAGGGCAAAUCUCCAGUCCAUAAUUUCUCAUAGAGAUGGGUGAUUUUAUUGAGAUUCACACUAUAGGGCUCUGUAAGUGCAAGAGCCAUUUUUAGGUAUUACAUUUUGUGUUCAUUAAAAUUAUGACUUGCUAUAUAAUGCUAUAGUGAACCACAGUUCUCAUUAGACUUGGCCAACCGCUGGAUGAGAUUGGAUUUAUAUUGUGCAAAAGCUAUUUAGCAAGUGUUUUCUUUACUAUCCCAUUACCCGCCAGCUUCAGCUAGAAUCUUAUAUUGAACAUGACGGCAGUUCUAGUCCAGUAGGGACAGACCGUGUCAGUUCUUGAAUUUCGUUUAGUAUUUUGGAAGCAGCAAAACGAUCUUAGUGACUUUGACAAGGGCCAAAUAGUGAUGGCUAGACGGAUGGGUCAGAGCAUUUACAAAACCGCAAGUUUUGGGGCGAAUUCCUGGUAUGCACUGGUUACUACCUAUCAAAAGUGGUGCAAGGAAGUACAAACGGUGAACCGGCGUCAAGGUCUUGGGUGCCUAAGAUUCAUUGAUGCAAAUAGGGAGUGAAAGCUAGCCCGACUGGUCCAAUCAGACAGAAAAGCUACCUUAGCUCAAAUAAAACACUUUAUUAGCUCAAAUGAAACACAAAUGCUGGCAGUGAUUAGAAAUGUGUAAGAACACACAGUGUAUUGCAGUUUGCUGUGGAUGGUUCUGCAUAGCCUCAGACCGAUCAGAGCACCCACAUUGACCCAUGUCCACUGCCGAAAGCAACUUCAAUGUGGACGUGAGAAUUAGAACUGGACCAUGGAGCAAUGGAAGAAGGUUGCCUGGACUGAUGAAUCACAUUUUCUUGUAGAUUAGGUGGAUAACCAGGUGCAUGUGCAUCGUUACAUGGGGAAGAGAUGCAGCUCCAGGCCCAGGUCCAUGGAAUAGGCCAUUUAAAAAAAUAUAUAUAUUUUUUUGUUUUUUUACACACUACUCUUAGGUUUGCCAUCUGACUGGUAUUUUAAGGCACAUCCAGUAUUUACGCCUGCCUGGCCAUGACGGUAUUGCAGUAAUACUGGCAAUACAAAUGCAAAUAUUUUUCUCAGUAUAAACAGAGAUUACUCUGCAAUACCAGCACUGGCCAGUAGGGGAGAGAGGCAGGGAUAGGAAGUUACAGCAUCUCCCUGCCUCUCUCUACUCACUGAUCCGUGGGGGAGCAGUUACAAAGCACAGAGUCCAGACAGCAGCUUCCAGCCUGCAGAGACAGACUACAGCUCAGAUAUGUGAGGGAUAGGGGGAAAGACAGCAGGGAGACAUGGGGACACUGAAACACUAGGGGACACUGGGAGAUGUUGGGACACUGAGACACUUGGGACACUGGGAAACAUGGGGACACAGACACUAGGGGACAUUGUGAGACAUGGGGACACAGUGUCUCCAUGUCUCCCAGCCAGUGUCUCUAGUGUCUGUGUCCCCAUGUCUCCUUGGGUCACCUAGUCUCCCUGUUUCCCCAUGUCUCCGAGUGUCCCCAAAUGUUUGUGUCCCUAUGUCUCCCAGUGUCCUCAAAUGUCUAUGUCCACAAGUGCCCCCAUGUCUUCCAGUUUCCCCAAGUGUCUGUGGCCCCAUGUCUCCCAGUGUCUGUGUCCCUAGUGUCUGCGACAUGGGGACACUGACACUGUGAUACAUAGGGACACUAAUGCCAGGCUGGCCUUCCAAUUCUUUGGACAGACAUACCCCCUUUUUGGGCAUGUUCACCCCUUGUGGCAGUUCUGGUCACGUGAUUUGCAUCAGUGGCCCACCUUUUUACCCCACCCAUUGACUUCCUGCUUCACUGGAAACUGCUGUUAGUGGGUAUGGAUUUACUUGAAAGAUGAAAGCAUUACUUAGAUGAAAAGAUUAGCAUAGAGUAUGUGUUUUCAUAUAGCUGCAUCCUUUGAGUUUCCCUCCAACACCAUCUCCAUCAGAUACACGACGCUUGAGAGGUAGGACUGUUUUAGUGUUUUUAGCCGAUAAGAUUCGGUAAUCAGGCCCAUCAUAAUUGUCAGCACCAGGCCCACUGUGCUCUUAAUCUGGCCCUGAUCGGAUUGGGCAUCUAGGAGAUAUGCUGAAACAACAAAUCCAAUCCACGAAGGCCCUACCUUGUGACUUGCAGGAUAUGCUGCUAAUGUCCUGGUGCUUGAUAACACAUUCAGAGGUCAUCUGGAGUCGAGGCCUUGAUGAAUUAGAGUUGUUUUGGCAUCAUGAGGUGAACCUACACAAUAUUAGGCAUGUAGUUUAAAUGUUGUAGCUGAUCAUGUGUAUAUACAAAAUACACAAGGGAUCAACAUGCUCACAGUUUUAAAUCUUACGAGGCUAUUUGAAAUUGCCUAUCUUAGCAAAUAAAUAUGGAGACUUGGACACAUCAUAUGUCCAUCCUGUUUUAAAGUAUCCCUAGGUCCUAUACGAUUCUUAACAUUGGGAACAAACAUGCUAUGAACAUGUAGUGUUCUAAGAGUAUGUUUUUGUGUGUGCAUUGUACCAUUAAUGUGUUCCAGACAUGUUUGAAUAAAAUGGGCUAGCAUAUCUGUCAUCUCUGCUGGAAAAAGUACUUACAAGAUGGCUUGACUGGGGCUUUUUUUAAUAUGAAAUUUUAUAAAUGGAGGACAUUUUGGACUUGCUGACAUGGCGUGUUUUUAUCUGUUCUUGCUGUGCAGCAUUUGUCAGAGUUUUGUGACAAGCCUUCUCCGUGACCCUAUUUUCUGCUUCCAGAUCACACCAUUCACACUGGUGACAGCUUUGUGUGUCAUGCUUAGCCUUGCGGGCUCCAUAUUGUCGUGUCAGAACGCGCAGCUGGUGAAAUCAUUUGACGCCUGCAAGAAGGUAAGCCGUAGAGAGUCACGUAAUGCAAACCCAGCAGCAUAACUGCUCCCUCAUGUCCUUAUCUUAUCUAACUUCAAAUUCUGCUGUAAUUAGAACGAUUGGCCCAAGGGCGACAAUCUCUUAUACCAGUUGUAAUUAUUUUUUUUAUUUUUUUUUUUCUUCCGAGGAGAAAAACUGGUGUGUUUGCUGCCACCUGCUGUCAGAAUAUCAGAUUCAAUCUUCUUGUAAUGAAGAUUUAGAAAAACUGACCAUGUACCCAAAUUCCGACUGUGGCAGUAUCCGCACCGCAUUGAAGGUAAUGCCCUAUAAUAUGCACACUGAUCAAUUGUAGCGUACAGUGGCUGCAGGUAGAGGCUCACAUCAUGACCUCCUUGUUUAAUGUGAAGCAGUGCUUAAGGGACCCUCUAAGCACCAAAACAACUUUAGCUUGAUGAAGUGUAUUUGCUGUAUCAAGGGUCAGCAGCUUAUGGUGCACAAGGUGCCUUCAUAAUGCACACAAGCAGUCAACCCGAUUGGCUGGGGAGGUGUGAGGAUCUCCCUUGAAGCUGACCUUCCUAAUAGGACUUUUUCCUUUAGUUGCUAGUGCCUGAUCGCAGCGGACGGUAACGGGCAAACCUUAAUUCACUCAUGGCAACACUGGGUGGACGUGAUCUCAAAUCUACGGUGUACAAUGAUUCCUCCAUUAGCACAUAGAUCAUUAUGUCAGCAUUUCUCUUAAACAUCUGUCUCCCUGAACCUCAGAAUGUAGGUGGCCUUCUAUUUAAUAACCUGUGAGCUAUGACAAUUUGGUGUGUAUUAUGUAAUGUAUUGCUUAGAACAUUACAUAGUUAUGUACAUUCUGCUGAGCUUAUAAUGGAACUCUAAAUUAAACUCUCCUCCCAUUAUGAGAAUCUACUCCCAUCAUGUUAUGGGGCUUAACAUGUCCUAUGAGAGGCACAGGAUGCUUAAGGAGUCAUAAAUGUCCUAGGCUGACAUUCUUUGUCUUCAGGAGACGCACUUCCCCCAAAAUAAGAUUGUACACUUUGGAAUUAAACCUUUUCUUAUACAAUAUCACUCUGCUCACAUGUCUAAGUAGAGAGGGGUGUCUGUUUACAUCCACAAACCUGUAGCAUUUGAGUUACUCCAUAAGAUAACUGAUUUGCAAGGUAGCUAUCUCAUAUUAGUGUGUCUUUUGAGUUAUGUUGUAUAUACUUUGGUUAAUGUUUAUGCAUUACUAGGCUGGUGGAUAUACAGAAGGGCAUCGACAUCAUUUGUGGUGAUUUAAGUGAAAUCCUUGACCCACAAACUGAUACUUCAUUACUACGAAGCUCGCCUAGGUUUAAGCUGCUCAAAUCUCAAUUUUAACCCGCUAGCUACGUUGUUUCUACACCUUAACCGUACAUAUGGCGGAUGUUGCAUCCUGAUGAGCGAUCUUACUCUUAUUAUUUCUUAUUGCACCAUUCUCUUAUUUUUUUUAAAAAAACCCAUUUUUUAUCGUUAUUGAAAAUACUUAACAUCUCAUGCAAAGGAUUAUUUUUUUUUUUAACAUAUAAAAAAACAGAAAAAUUAAAUGGGUAGAUAAAUAGCAUAAAUACAAGUAUACUCGAGCAUCCAUAUGGUCAUUUUAAAGGGAGAGGAAAGAGGAAAAAAAAUAGGCAAAAAGAAAGAGAGAUGUUCGCGAUCCAAGGAUCUCCAUCUCCAUUUUACAGUGAUUCAAGAUUUGAUGUCUUAUCAUAUCCCCAAGGGGGAAUGUCUCGACGUUUCCAGUAUCUAGCCAAUAGUGCUUUAGGUUCUACUAGGAUAAGUACCACUAGAUCUUUUUUACGUGAAGAUAACAUGGGCCACCCAAUGUGUAAUGGUGUAAUACCAUCGAUCUGCAUGAAAAAUCUAAAUGUACAUCUAACUGAUCUUUGCAGAAUUUCGCUACUUUAUUCCACAGUUGGGUUAUUUUCGGGCAUGACCACCAUACAUGAACAUAAUCUGCCCUGGUAGAGCCACAUCUCCAACAUGUAUGUUGUAUAGAGGGGUACAUUUUGACCAGUUUAGUAGGGACAUAAUGCCAUCUGUUAACGAUUUUAUAACGACUUUCUAUUAAAUUAAGGCAAUGUAUUGCCUUGGCUACAACAUUAUUUGCUUUGAUCCAUUCUUUUCUUGUCGUGGUAAUCUGUAGAUUUUUUUCCCAUGCUUCUAAGGCAGGAAAUUCUGGCGUAGUCUUAUAUAUAUCAUAUCGUUUUGCACAUAUUCAUACAAAAUUUUUGUUGCUUUUAUUAUUUAAUAUAUUAAUAAAAAAUGGUAGUACUUCUGAUAUCUCUGUAAUGUUAUGUUUAUUUAUUGGUGCACCAUUCUCAUUCUAGAAUUGAUGUUUUAUUGAUUAGCUCCUUGUUGUAAAGUCAUGUGAGCUAGGGGACAUUAUUAGGGUUGCAUAAACAGAAAUAUAUUGAUUUAUCUCUUAAAUGGCAGAAAAUUGAGCAAUGAGAUAGUGAGCGUGAUCUAUACACCAAAACUGCUCCGUUUAGAUAAAGCUGUUUUGGUUACUAUAUAGUGUGCAUUUUUAUUUUAAACUCAAUUGGGUUCUGCAUGUAAGAGUAAUUUCAGCACUUAGUUAUAUGGAGACUAAAGAUGUUUAAGGUAUUAGGCCAUUUAACCUCUACAAUUGUCAAAGGGAUACAUAACCAAAUGGAAAUAAGUGGUGAUGGUUUUCAUAUCUAAUAAUGGAUUUAGUGCACUGUAAUGGUUACUUCCAAGUGUCCCUUCCUACUCCUCAUAUUUCCCAUCAGUGGUGUACACACAACCCAUGGGGCCCCGGUGCGAAUACUGAUCCAUGGACCACCUCCAUGCAGAUACACAUUCACUUAAAGGACCACUACAGACACCCAGAUCACUUCAGCUCAAUGAAGUGGUCUGGGUGCUAGGUCCCUCUAGUUUUAACCCUGCAGCUGAAAACAUAGCAGUUUCAGUGAAACGGCUAUGUUUCACUGAGCAUUAAUCCAGCCUCUAGUGGCUGUCUCAUUGACAGCCGCUAGAUGAGCUUCCACGAUUCUCACUGUGAAAAUCACAGUGAGAAGACGCUGAACGUCAAUAGGAAAGCAUUGAGUAAUGCUUUCCAAUGGGCGGUUUGAAUGCGCACGCGGCUCUUGCCACACAUGCGCAUUCGGAGCUGAGAGGCGGAUCGGGGCGGAGAGAUCCCCAGCGCCAAGGGAGUCCGGCGCUGGAGAAAGGUAAGUGCUUAAGACACACACUCUCACGAACAGACGCAUACACACUAGCUAACAGACACACACACUCAGUGACACAUACACACACACACUUACUGACAGACAGACACUCACUUACAAAACACACACACACUAACAGACGCACACAAACUAAAACUCUCAGUAACUCACUGACACACUCUAACACACACAAACUAACACACACACACACACACUCACACACACUCUAACACACACACACACAUUUUAGAUGACAUCAUAUUCCGGCUCCGGUAUCAGUGCGGUGCGCGAGGGAGCUGAAGAGGGAGCACACAGGGGAGAGUGCUCCCUCGCGUGCCCGCUAGCCUGCCUGCCGGUGACACCAGGGCCAGCCGGCUCCUGGGCACCCCAGGAGAAAAGGCUGGCCACAGUGGGUACACACUGGGUCGCAGGGCGGCCGGGCCCCCUGGUGGGCCAGGCCCAGUCACAGCUGGGACCCCGGUAUGUACGCCACUGUUUCCCAUUAUAAUGGAUCACCUAGCACCCCGACUGGGUACCUCCGUUGAUGGAUGCUCCUAGUGCUUCCCGAGGGCUCCAAGCACUCCACUUGACACCAUAAGCAAUGCAGACCCCACGAACUGCUGCAGCUUAGUUGGGGUCUCGCUGUCUCCUACCCACCCUGGACCUACGACAAGGCUCCAGAUUCCAGUGGGUGAACCUCUCUUUCUCCAGAGAGUGAAGGAGGAACAACCUCUUACAGGAGCUUAGUGAUUACUCAAGGGAGUAUGCAGAGCAUGGCAAUCCCUUGUAGCAGAUUCCCCCAAUAAUAGACCGGACUCUAAAUUGAGGGUGAAGUAGAACUGGUUUAAUGAGCACACAGGACUUUCUUAUAUACACAUUUUCCCACAAGGUUACCACCCACGUGGACCUUGUGGUACACCGGACACAAAGUUACAACAGCCAAUCAACACAGUACAGUACAGUCAGACACUCCCAGCUAAGGCACACAAACCCUCCCCUCUGCCUGUAAUAUAAUUAAUAAACACAAUGGGCUAACUUAAUUAUUACAGGCAGAAAAUAUACAGUUUUACCCAAAACACAGAAACACCACAAAACUACAACAUAUCCACACAAAUCAUACAUCCCUGGAUAGCUCUGAUGUGGGCGAACAACAUAUCCAAAAAUCACCCAGAUCAGAGCAAGGGUUCAGGAAAUUCUUGGAAGUCAUAUUUGAACGACUGCAAGCAUGGCUUUCAUGCCCAAAACAGUUCCACAGAUUUAGGAUGUGCGGCCAGUCUAUCUUCUCCUCUAUCCUGGAGAUAAUUGGCUUAAGUAGCUGUGGUAAGCCAAUUAUCUCCAGGUACAGGAAAUAUCUCCAAGUCCAAAAACUGUUACAAAAAUCACAUAAAAAUACAUAUAUCCUAUAUAUCCAACAUAUCCCCAGAUAGCUUGGAUCUGAGCGCUCAAUAUGUCUGAAAAGCACUCAGAUCUCACGAAUAUAGUUGGAUCGCCAUGGGGUUAAACAAUAGCAAGGGCUGAUGAGAGAUUGAGGAGGGACAAAGCAGCCAGUUUCAACUGGUCUGGCAGUGUUCCUGGGACAACACCCUGCUGGAGAACAAUAGGACAGGAAAAAGGGGGAGGGGAAUAGGCACAUUUUCCCAUGGAAUUAACGGGGCAGAAAAAGUGUUUUUAAAAAUCCAAUAAGCUCAAAUAGCCAUUUUAAAUGGCAAUACACCCCAGGGGCCAUAGUCAUAGGGCAGGAGGCUAGCAAGCAGGCCCCUCCAAAAACUCAUGGCAAACUCCCUUAAAAAGGGGAGUUUGUCACACCCAUCAUUUAUCUCUAUUAGCAUACCUACUAUUCUCAGCCAUAACUCAUAAAUACUUCAAAAUAGGUCUUUAAUAUGGGAGUUUUUUUUAUAGCGCAUCUAUCUUUGUGUGUACCUAUGAGUGAUCUUUCACAUCCUUGUUCCAUGAUAUUGUCACUGCAUCACUUUCACAAAUACUCUGUUUAUGCAUAUUUGUUUUCUGCCCAAAGACCAAUAAAAAAUGAAAAAAAUAAAAUUGCUUCAUUAAUCUAAAGUUGUUUAGGUGCGUUGGAGCAGUGUCCGCACAACAGAUCGUGACCAACAUCUGCUGUAAAGGUUAUUGGUAGCACACAACCUCAGGACAGUCCUGAGGUUAGAGAUAUCCUACGCUGUUAUCAGUAGUUUAAGUGCAAUUAUUACGGUUUAUUUUUAUGUCUAUAAUUCUUCUACAUUUCUUUGUAUUUAAGCCUCUCUUACUGAAUGUUUGUCUUGCCUCUCCCCGCAGUCUUCAUCCUUACCUCCAAGGAAGCCCCCUUCACUUGGUGGUAUGUUCAAAUCUAACUCUCCCUCUCUGUAUGUCUUAGGACCUCUUAUUCAGUGUUUGUGGCCUCACCAUCCUUUCAACCAUCAUCUGCACAUUGUCAGCUGUCAUCUGCUGCAUUCAGCUCUUCUCAUUGGAUGUGAUCCAUGUCGUAAGUUCUGUACCAUGCGUGCAGACAACAAUCAUCUCCUUCUAUGAACUCCAUUGUUUACACGCACAUAUAUAUAUUUUUUCACACUCUUCCCUUUGCUCUCCUUAGUUGGCACCACAGAGAUCCACGUCUAUGAACCUGGAUUGUCUCUCACCCCAGGACACCAUACUACAAAGUAUGAUUGAGUGUGAGGAGUUUGUACCUCCUGUCCCACCACCACCAUACUAUCCACCUGAGUACACCUGCAGCUCAGAAACUGACGCUCAGAGGUAAGAGUCAAAAUCACAGUAAGAUGCUAAUCUUGUUGCAAUCUACCAUGUGACCCUGCUAUUUUCCUCUUUCAGUAUUACAUACAAUGGGUCUAUGGAUAGUCCAAUUCCUUUGUACCCCACAGACUUCCCGCCUUCCUACGAAAGUGUCAUGGGUAUCCGAGAGGACAGUCAGGUACAGUAUUGUUACAUUGUGUCAUGUUUGUCAAUGGUUCUCAAACCAAAUCUCAAAGAACAUGAACAGUCCAACUGUGUAAAGAAAAUGGUGGUUAUAGGCUCUUAUUUGUAAAUAGAUUUAAUUUAGCUACUCAAAAUAAAUAAAUAAAAUAUAGCACUUGCAUGCUCUUCUUGCUUUCGAUAUUUUAUCUCUUGUUUGUGCAUUUCCUAAUUCCGUUCCAAUGGGGAUACUGACAAAAUUUGGGGUCUGGGUUAAGGAGCAUGGUUGUGUGUAAUCACUCUGCCUUUUAUGAUAUUUUAGAAUUAAGUCAACUUUUUUCCAUAGGCCACAUUGUUUGAUCCUCAGGUGAAUGAGAUCUCCUGUCCUAGUUUGUCUGAGAGAAUCGACUCUACGGGUAACAGCUGCAAUGGUGAGUGACUGUGUAGAAUUUGGUCCGACGGGCUUUUGUCUGUGUCUAAUGCUGCUCCUUGUUUGAGUCCAUUUAGGAUACAAUAGUUUUACACCCCACCUCCUAUAGACUGUAAGCUCGUUUGAGCAGGGUCCUCACCAACCUAUCGUUCCUGUAAGUUUUCUUAUAAUUGUCCUAUUUAUAGUUAAAUCCCCCUUUCAUAACAUUGUAAAGCGCUACGGAAUCUGUUGGCUCUAUAUUAAUGGCAAUAAUAAUAAUAAUAAUAGUUGUGUUCUUGUAUGCAUUUUGGUUGUAGAAGGCAAGUAAGAAAUACCUUUUGUAUGCAGAAUCUUAUAGUCUAUUUUGGGAAUGCUCAAACUUCAAGUGGCUGGUAUUCUCCAUAAUUAUGACUAUGUACCAUCACUGUAUGAAAGGUCUCACCUGUGAUACUGGUGUUAUGUUGCGCAAUCUCAUUGUACUAUAACUACUGAAAAUAAAUUAAGGAAAUGAUCUGUGGACAUGCUUAACUAUCUACAUUGUUUUGUCCACCUGUCAACUUUUUGUUUUCAACAAUUGGUCCUCUGUAUUGUAGAUACCUCUGUUAAUUCUGGUUUUCUUUACGUUACAGAGGACAGCAGCCCAUCAGAAGACUCAGUUUUGCUGGAGGUACAGGGAUCCAUGCGUUCCGUGGAUUAUGUUCUGUAUCGUUCCAUUCAGCGCAGUCGUGCAGAUUACUGUUUGAGUGUGGACUGUGAGCAAUGCUUACAUCACCAGCAGAGCCCCACACUUGGCCUUCAGGGACCAUUUGAGGAGAUCACCACGCCUCGUGCGAAAGGAGGGCGUUCAUUUUCUUGUUCCACACCCAACGCUAAUGGUAACACCUUGCCCCCAGUGGGAAAUGUUAUCGCUCGUAGCUGCAACAGGCUGGAGACAGUUGGACGCACAUCUGGUCCCUGUUUUCCUGAACUGAGACUAAAGGGGAAAGUCCAAGGGACAGUACGGUGGAGCAGAGGAUCUGGGUGUUCCCUCCAUCACAACUCACCGUGCCAAACCCCUGACUGUGCUCAUCGCAGGUACAGCGAAAAUACCCGACCAGCAGCCCUGUGCACGAACAUAACUCCACGGAUUGUGAUUCGCUCCCACAGUGACCCUGGAAUCAGCUUGUCUUAUAAUACAGGUGAGAGUUUAUUGGAUAAAUGUUCCUUUUGUAGAGGACUAUAAAUUUUGUGAUCGCGUCAGUAUUUCAUUGCAUUAACAAAAAUGGCGAUACUAUGGUGCCAUUAAUAAAGAAGGGAGUAAUUAGAGUCAAGGUACCCUGCUGUACACAGUUACAAAAGCUGAAAAAAAGACUUGCGUCCAUCAAGUCCAGCUUUUCUAACAUCUAUUUUUGAUGUUGAUUCAAAAGAAGGCAAAAACCUCAGUUUUAAGCACUUUCUCUAGGAAUCAAAAUUCCUUCUUAACCCCAGAAUGGCAGUCGGAUCUCUCGUUGGAUCAAGAACCUGUUACCCCAAUAUCUCUCAAUACCUUGAGCUAUAAUUACCUGGAGUAUUCAAGGAUAAAGAGGUCUUCAUGGUUUAGGGGUAUCCUACUUUCAAGAUGCCAUUUUUAAUCCGGAUAUAAUGCUGGGAAUACUGACAUAAUUCUCUUACUGUCUUCUCAAUGGAGUAACAAUUCAGCAUCACGAAAAUGUUGACAUUUAAAAUUGUAAUUGCAAGGUUUUAGGAAAAAAAAUGCAUUCGAAGAUUACUUUCUACGUAUCGCUCUUGUACUGAUUAGUUACUAGAGCAUUCAUAUCUUGUCUGUCUGUGAUGUGCAGAAAUCUCAGGAAGUCAUGUGUUUCUGCAGGAAAUCUACUAUCACACAACGGACAUUAUUGAACAAAUGCUGGUCAGAUGCUAAAGUUUGGUUAAAAAAAAUAAAAAGCAUUAAUUUCUUGCUCAUGUUUGCAUGCCUUACAUAACCUGCAGCCACGUGAUUUGUCCUUUGGCUGUUUGUAAUGUUUAUAGUGUUGAGCAGGCAUAACUGAUAAAGAGACACUGAUGGGUUUAUUUACUGAAUGAGGAUUGAGAAUAUUAGGCAAAAUAACCAAUUUGGAAAAAAUAGGCCAAAUUUUUACAAGCCUGCAACUUUGUCAGAACAUUUGCCAUCUCUGUAACUGGAUCUACAAAUGUACUGGUGUGAACGUGGGCAUGCGCAAGCCAUCCAGCAUCCUGAAAUGUAGAUAUAUAAAAUGUACUUUAUCGUUUCAGGAAGACCCUUGUGUUCUCUGAUGGGCUUCCAGGAAAAAAAACCUUUUGUGUAUUUGGAUGCCGUUAUCUACUUUUAUUUCUUAUGCAGAGAGCGUCCAGGCACACAGAUCACACUAUCCCUCAGAGUUCUUUUUGGAACAACAUGACAUGUAUGAUGGAAUUUGUGUUCCUGGACUCUCCAUCUAGGUGAUUUGCCAUCUCCUGAAUCUGGAGUACCAGUAUAUUACUUGAAUUAAGUAACCUAUAGGAUAUGUGCAGUCCCUACUGGAGAAAUAUUUCACUUUCUCAGACAGACAGAUCUCAAGAUCGAUUCAUAGCUUGGAAAAGUGCUCACUAUGCUGUAUCAUUUCAUAUUGGAUGGUCUCUAAUUUGUCUUCCUUUUUGUUGUUUCGCUUCAUUCCGUCUGACCGCCUCCCCCUCCCCCCCAAUGUAUAAUUAAGUAUUUUUUCUGUUUUAUGCAGAUCUACAAGAAGCGGAUUAUGCCAAGACAAUGGAAGAUGACAUAUCUGUGUCCUCCAUCGAUGCAGGUUUGAAGAUAUUCUCAAAUGUUUUGAUAAAUGAUAUCAAUAACCUAAUCACGUUUAAUCGAACAGACUUAAACUCUUACUAAUUAAACAAACUGUGGUUUCCUAAUUGUCUACAUGAUCAUUUGUUCAGAGGUAGAAUUAUCCAUGAUAAACUGCUGAGCCAUCUCAUUCCUCACCAUUCUAGGUCUCUGUUCCGAAGCUUGCUUGUACCAACAUGGUUUCCACCAGUCCCCUCGAUUACUACGCACAAGCUCAGCUGGGAAGAGUAGGUUCCAAGCAACACGAAGGGCAAUGCAAAGACUCUCUAAGAGUGGCGCUCUGUCUCUUGGAGACUUGAAGGGUGGGCGUAGUACCAGAGUCCUCGUGGCUCGAUUCCUACAUCGUUCUAGACAGAGCUUCAAGGAGGGAAUGGAACAGACCAAUCAAUAUCAUAAACCGGUAAGAACCCUGUUGCGUAAUCUGUAUUGACAUUACAGUUCCUGUGAUAUGUGACCAACAUGUGGAAUCACUUAUUAAUAUUUUGGUCAGGGUCAAUUUCAAGAGGCAGAAAACCCAUUUUUGUUGCACAUUGUAGGAAUUGCAAAAAUGGAUUUUAAAACAAAUUGUCAAAUGUCUUCUUUAUGGGUGUUUGUAAAGAAACCGGUGACAUUUCUGGGAAUGAAGAAUUCUAAAAUUCCUUCAAAUAUGAAAAUGUCUAUAUAUGGACAUAUAGUAAUUUGUUCCACCAUGCAUCUGUACAAUAUAGUGCAUUGCAGAUGUUGCAAAAUAACCUUUCCAAUUAUUCCAUAUUCUGCUUCCUAUUUUUCCCCUAUAAAUCCUAUACAUUUCCCAAUGUAAUUCUUCCCUAUAACUAGUCUAUUUGCUUAAUGUAAUUCUUCCCUAUAACUCCUCCACUUUUUACCUUUCUGUUGAAGGUUCUUAAGAGCCCAUUACCAUUUGAGCAUGAAAGACCUCAAGAACAGAUGUCCUUACAAAGUUGUGGAGAUCUCAGCACUACAUCAUCUCUCCGUCGCCUCCUUUCCACAAGUCGGAGGAGGCCCAGACGUCCACAGAGCCUCAAUGAUACAUUCAAAGAGAGUGCAGUUUGAACAAGGUUCCAUCCACAUAGCAAAGUGCCUCCAUGCCUGGUCACACAGGGUUGCACAAGUCUGACUGGCACGGGAGGGUCUGUUUACCACAAUAAUUACUGCAAUGAGUAACCCCUGUACUUCACACGGGGAGGGACUAUGUACUCCAAAAACAAUUGCACUGAUGGACCCUCGUCUCUCGCAGUGGGUAGAGAUUGUUCACUCCAGUAAUUACUGCACUGAAGAUCCCCAAUAACUUAUAACGGUGAGAGGUAAAAUACUGUGUACCCCAAUAACUACAGCACUGAGUGGCUAUAAUUACUCACACAGCAGAAAGGAAGUGCAUAUCUUAAUAAUUACAGCACCAAGGACUAUGUACCGCAAUUAUUAAAAGCAACAAGUUACUAUCAACCAUCCCACAACAUGCAGACACUUUACUAGGCCAUAUUCUCUAUGAAUUAUGUAGGAGCUGGAAAUUAUGUAGGGCCCUCUGGUCAUCUUCAAGUGAUCUCUCAUAUUUAUAUAAUUUAAACGUUUGUUGUACAUUUUUGAAGUUCUCCUGGUUUUAAAAGAAUUCUUCAGUCCUUCAGCAUGUGCAGAUGACCAGCGGAAUAUAGAAACUUUCAAGAGAUGGGCAUUGGACCUUUAUCAAAGAUGCUGAUGAUGACUGAUGAACAUCUACAGUGUGUAACCCAAAAAUCUGGCCCACAAGAAGUGAGAAGAUGGAAGACUUUUCCUGCACCAAUCUUGUUAUGUGAUCGGUAUCAUGAUUCUGCUCCGUUACAUAUUGCUCUUAUUGUUGGUUGCUUUGCAUGUUAAUUUAUUGCCUGCAGACAGGUAGAUUUUUAUGUGAUUAUGCAACUGUGCCCCCACCAAUGUGGUUUAUUG